Eriocheir sinensis (Chinese mitten crab) is the source of this 3411-nucleotide messenger RNA. RefSeq names its product glycoprotein-N-acetylgalactosamine 3-beta-galactosyltransferase 1-like. Gene Ontology annotation, molecular function: N-acetylgalactosaminide beta-1,3-galactosyltransferase activity. The record is from RefSeq and is a predicted model, not a curated record. Gene Ontology annotation, cellular component: membrane. NCBI's taxonomy places the organism in Eukaryota, Metazoa, Arthropoda, Malacostraca, Decapoda, Varunidae. The coding region runs from base 613 to 1542 and encodes 309 amino acids. The transcript is spliced from 8 exons.
UAUGUUGUGAAAAUAUACUAUGUUCUUAUUGAGGUAGUAUAGGCAAAAGGAAAAUAUAGAAUGACAUUUAUUAGACAGUGUAUAAAAGGCAAAAAGGUUUGGAGUGGUGGAGAGAAUGCGAAUUAAAUGGAUUGAGGAAAAAAUGUGCAAGGAAAGACUUAAAGGAAAAGAAGAAGGAAAUGCCUUUGAUAGGAGCUAUAUUUAGCAUAUGAAUAGGGAAGUGAGGAAUGACUUUGAGAAGAGGAGCUAUAUUUAGAAUAUGAAUGGGGAAAAUUGACGACUUAAUGGCAGCUCCUAGAGGAAAUAUGGCAUCAAAACUAUCAGAUAAAAUAAAGUAUAUCUGAAACAUUUUUCCUUGUUUGAAGAAUUCCUAGAUAGUGUUAAUAAGGGGAAAAUGUUUGGAGUGGUGGGGAGACUCCCAGCUACAUAGAUUGAGGAAAAAGAUACUAAAGGAAAGAAUUAAAGGAAAGAGAAGCAAGGAAAUGUCUUUGAGAAAAGCUAUAUUUAGGAUAUGAAUGGAGAAAAUUGAAGACCGUGGCAGUUCCUAGAGGGAAAUACGGCACCAGAACUACCAGACAAAAUAAGACGUGUAAGCCUUGUGGCCGCGUCAGGAUGCUGGGCACCCGGAGGAACCUGUGCAAGGCGGUGACGACAGCCAUGCUCGUCACGCUGUUCCUCGGCUCCUUCCUUGUGAGUCCGACCCCUCCCAAAUCCCCUCGAACAGCAGACGAGGAAGAGGUGCGGAUUGUGUGCUGGGCGGUGACGGCGCCCAAGUACCACGAGACUCGCUCCCGCGCCGUGAAGGAGACGUGGGCGAGGCACUGCGACCAACACUUCUUUGUCAGCACUAAGCCAGACACAUACCUGGGAACGCUGGUGGUGAACGUCACGGAGAACUACUGGAUGCUGUGGGGCAAGACUCGCGCCGCUAUUCGCCACGCGUAUGAAAACUACCGAGAGGCCGGCCAAUGGUUUAUCAAGGCGGACGACGACACCUUCGUGAUUGUGGAGAACCUGAAGAACAUGCUGAAGCUCUACGACCACCGCAAGCCGCUCUACUUCGGCAACAAAUUCCAAAUGAAAAACAUAAGUCAGGGUUUCAUGGGAGGAGGGGCCGGCUACGUGUUGAGCAGGGCGGCGGUGAAGCUGCUCGUGGAGAAGGGCUUCCCCAACAAGACAGCGUGCCAUCCCGGACCCAAGGGCAGAGAGGACGUGGAGUUGGGCAAGUGUCUGGAGGCGGUGGGCGUGGUGGCCGGGGACUCGCGGGACCACCUGGGCCGCGACAGGUUCAUGUCCUUCACGCCGGACCUCCUGCAGGAGCGCGGGGCCCUGAGCAGGGUGGGACACUCUUGGUUUUGGACUCUGGUCUACUACCCCACCUCGGAGGGUCCGCUGUGCUGCUCGGACACCGCCGUCACCUUCCACUACGUGUCGCCGGCCAUGAUGCGCGCCCUCUACUACCUCGUCUACGUGCUCCGGCUGGCCCGCCCUCACGACCCUGCGCCGCUUCUCCCUCCAUCACUCAACGCCUCUCUUUCGUAGGGCACCUAUUUUUUUUUUUUUUUUUACAGUUAAGGAAGCAGCUCAAGGGCAAAUACAUAUUAAAACAAAAAUGUCCGCUAAACACUGCUCCUAUAAGAGAAGGUAGAGAAGAGUGGGCAAAAGAGAGGUCAGUUAUGGGUGGAACGGUGUCUUGAGGCCCCAGCAAACACGCUUGGGGCACACUGUCACAAGGUGGUGUAUAAUCUUGUCUAUUCUCUAUUUCUUGGCCUGCAGCUGGUACAUAAGUUUCUUGCAUUGUGAAACGACAUCAAUGUGGUGAUUAUUUUAUUACAGACUCUUUAAGGAGAUAAUCGACAAGCAUGUCGUAACGAAAAUGUGUAAAACUCUUUAUCGUGUGAACUAUUACCCUCCACUCACCACAAAGACUCGGAAUACGACGCUGUGGUGUAAUUUGUCGGUUUUCUCUUGUUUUCGGAAGAAUAAAAAUUCUCUAUAAAUAUUUAUGACUCUGAUAAGCAUCGAUUUAUUUAGUUUGAUUGUACAGUGUCUGAUGAAGACUUGCAUCCCUAACCAACUAACUAACUAAUGGGGAGCAUACGCCCGGAGGCGCGUCGUUUCACUACCUCGCCGUUCAUACUCCCGGCGAUCCUCCCGAGCAAGCUCCCAUGCAGCUGCCCUGUCCAUCUCAAGUCCUUCUCGGCAGGAUCUGCUGACUUGCCCCAGCCAUGAAUUACGUGGGCGUCCCCUUGGUCUCCUCCAAUCUGGGUUGUCUUGUACAAUACACAACCCUGUGAGCAGGAUCGACAACCGGGAGGCGUGCCACGUGCCCACAUAGCUGGAAUUGGCGUUCACGAGUCCCCAAUUCAGUUUCACGGAGCAAUCGCUGGUUCGACACGAAGUCAAUUCAGCGAUACCCCAUGAUCCUGCGAAGGCACUUGGCACCAAAGGCAUCGGCACGCCUCUCCAAGUCACUAUUCAGUGUCCAUGUCUCACAGCCAUACAGUAAGGCAGGGAGCACAUUGUUAUGUACUGCGCUACCAAGGUAUGUGAAUCUUCUAGUAACCUCGACAUCCUCAGCACAUGCACGAACAGACUGAACUGCAUCUCUAAACUCGGCAAAAAAAGAAGCCUAAAACUACUUGUUCCAAUAGAUCCACCCAUGAACGGUGCUGGUUACGGAACAGUGAUGUGCUGUGGUAUCUUCUGUGAGAGGGGUCGUGCCACACGAAGCUCAUACAUAUGUGCAACAAUGAUGUGAGCAUAAAGUCAAUCUGCUGUAUACAAACUGUCCACUUACAUGAAAAGUAAGGUUCCUACCUGCCAGAGUCCUCCCGUUGUCCUGCUUCCGCCCCGGACACAGGUGCACCUCGGAGGGGUUUAAUACUUUUUAAGCAGAGUUGCCAGACUCAGACGAAACUUAAUACUAAAUCUAGAUGUUUUUAUUAGCAGAUCAUGACUGAUUUAAGAACACAUAAUCUAUUUUACUAUACGAAUAGCUUAUCUUGCUAAAUUUACACGGGAAGGAAGAUCACUUUGCAGAAAAUAUUCCACUUUAAAUGGAGCGAUGCCUCCAGGCUAUAAUUACCAUCCUUCGCCAGCGUCUGCAUAGAGGAAUGUCAGACUUUACUACAUCACAGCUUCUGAUUAUACACCCAAAAAAUAAAUACAAAAAUAAUGUAGGUUGUCACUAGGUAACAUGAAGCUGAAUCAAGAACGCGACAACCAAGGAAUUUUUUUUCUCUUUCAGCUGUUGGCAGCCAUCUAUAUAGACUGAUUUAUUACAUUGCAGGUGAUUUUUGAUGUGUCUUAGCUCUUCUAUGGGAAAACAAGUGAAGUAGAUGUGACCAGAGCAUUUACUUUGAAAAACUUGGUGUCCUUAUUAAGAAGUAUCUCUACUUGACAUUAUCU